Molecule: messenger RNA, 2553 nt
Organism: Brassica napus (rape)
Lineage: Eukaryota; Viridiplantae; Streptophyta; Magnoliopsida; Brassicales; Brassicaceae
Product: putative nuclease HARBI1
Exons: 3
Coding region: 770-2098 (442 amino acids)
Source: RefSeq, a predicted model, not a curated record
CCCGCGGUAGCUCGGCUCUAAUCAAAAGGUAGUGAUAGGAGAUCAUAUUGUUUUUGAUCAUGCAUGUGAUCGAUUAUUGUUUAACUUGUUCUGAUCGGCUUAUUUACUUUAUAUUUUGUUUGUUCGGUUCGAAUUGGCGAGCUAUGUGGCGACGGAGCUCUCCUCGACAAGGCCGUCUCUGUCCUCGUCAGCGACGGAGCUCUCCUCGACGGCACCGUCUCUGUCCUCGACGGUGAUGAAGCUGUCUCUCGGUGGUGACAGAGCUCUCUCACUUUUCCUUCUCCUCAAAUCAAAGAGUGCGUGGCUCGAAGGUACAAGAAGAAAGAACCGCGAACGAGAGGAGUGCAAAGCAGAGCAAUACAGACUAGAGCAUUGAGUCACGGAGGGUGAGUGAAGAGAAGACAAGAGAGUUCGUCACGGACACUCAUGUCACGGAGCGUGAGUGAAGAAAAGACAAGAGAGAUAGUGAGUCACGGACACUCAUGUCAAGUUGUAUCACAUUUUGUCUUGUAUUAUUUUAACAUAACUCAUGUCACGGACACAAGUUUUCAAAGGGUGUAUAAAUGAAACUUUAUAAACACAAGUUCUCAAGUUCUUCCUUCACAAGUUUUCAAACUUCUUCUAUCUCUUUUAUAAACACUUAAUCACUUUCUUCCUUCACAAGUUCUUCUAAAUCUCUCACUUUAUAAACACUUCAACACUUAAUCAAUUUCUUCCUUCACGUUAAACUCUUAAUCACUCUCUAUAUAAACUCUUUUUAAUCACGUUAAUGGCUUCUUCUUCUUCUCACAACACUUUCGAUGACGCUUUUGAUGAUACAUUUGAUGAUACAUUUGAUGAGCUAUUUGAUCAACAUUUUGAUCAAGCAUUUGAGGAUUUUACCAUUCAAGCAAAUCAAGAAGAACGAAGAAAAAAAAGAAAAAAACGAGCUUAUAUUGAAAGACAUCGUGAAGAAGGGCAUAAUCGUUUAUGGAACGAUUAUUUCAGUCAAACUCCAACGUAUCCUCCUUUAUUAUUCCGACGACGUUUUAGAAUGAACAAGCCAUUGUUCAUGAAUAUUGUGGAUCGACUCUCCAACGAAGUUCAAUAUUUUCGGGAAACAAAAGAUGGUCUCGGAAGGAACAGUCUCUCUCCACUUCAAAAGUGUACCGCCGCCAUUCGUGUCUUGGCAUAUGGUUCUGCAGCUGAUACCGUCGACGAAUACCUCCGGCUCGGUGAAACAACAACUCGGUUAUGUGUAGAAAAUUUUGUGGAAGGAAUAAUAAAUUUGUUCGGCGAAGAAUACCUAAGAAAACCAACACCAGCUGAUCUUCAACGUCUACUUGAUAUUGGAGAGUAUCGUGGCUUUCCCGGAAUGAUAGGAAGCAUCGAUUGUAUGCAUUGGGAGUGGAAGAAUUGUCCCACCGCUUGGAAAGGGCAAUAUGCUCGUGGUUCGGGUAAACCAACAAUCGUUUUAGAGGCGGUUGCUUCAUAUGAUCUCUGGAUAUGGCAUGCGUUUUUUGGACCUCCAGGUACAUUAAAUGAUAUCAAUGUUCUUGAUCGUUCACCAGUUUUUGAUGACAUAAUAAAUGGUCAAGCUCCGAAAGUCACUUUCUCUGUCAACGGACAUCAGUAUAAUAUGGCUUACUAUCUCACCGAUGGUAUUUAUCCGAAAUGGUCAACUUUUAUCCAAUCUAUUCGUAUACCACAAGGGCCGCAAGCAGUUUUAUUUGCUCAGCAUCAAAAAGCUGCCCGAAAAGAUGUAGAGCGGGCUUUUGGAGUCUUACAAGCUCGCUUUGGCAUUGUUAAAAAUCCAGCGAGGAGUUGGGAUAAAGUCAAAAUUGGGAAGAUUAUGAGAGCAUGUAUCAUACUCCAUAAUAUGAUCGUCGAAAACGAAAGAGACGGUUACACUCAAUUUGAUGUUCGAGGGUUCCAACAAGGAGAAGACCAAGGAAGUUCACAUGUUGAUCUCACGUAUUCUACAGAUAUCCCUUCAAAUAUCGCAAAUAUGAUGGGUGUUCGAACAAGAAUUCGUGAUACACAAAAGCAUCAACAACUGAAAGAUGAUUUGGUUGAACACAUAUGGCGUAGAUUUGGAGGUGGUGAAGACAACAAUUGAUCUCUGAUGCUUAUUUCAAAUAAUUCUCGUUCAUUUUAAUAAUCUUUGUUUUCAUGUUUUUAAUUUAAAAUCUAUGUUUAAUAUGUUGUCUUUUAUUUACUAAUAAAUAUAAGUUUUUAAAUAAAUAUUCAAUAUUGUUUUAUUUUCAAGAACUCUAAAGCAAGAGACUUGCAAUGCAGACAUUAAAAUCUCAAGGUUCUUGACAAAGUCUCUUUAACAUCUUUAUGCCUUAAAUAUUAUUAAUUUUAUCUCAAGAGACCCUUAAUGAGGUUGUGGGAUAAGGAUGCUCUAAAUAAAUGACUCUAAAAGUGGUGAUGCAGAUAAUUUACAUCAUUUUAUUAUUAAUUGAUGCUAAAAUAUCAAAUAUUUACAUCACUUAUUCUAAAUAACAUCCAUAUAUAUCAAUUACAAAAAACUGAUGCUAACAUUUAUAUCGGUUACUUAAAUGAUUUUAA